GUCUGUCUGGCUUUAUUAACAGGCUCAGAAUAAAGGGGAAAGGUCUGUUUGUCCUCGUCACAGGCAAACAAGGGGGUCAUCUGCACGCGUUUUAUCCGAGUCACGUGGCGAUGGGUGGUUCUUCACAGUGUGCCGUUCCAGACACACAAAUAGACGAAGGGGUUUCUUAAUCACCGCUGUUUUCUAGGAACACAGGGCUCAGGUAAAGUUCAACUUCACCUUCCUCGGUGUUUCAUCAGGGGAACCCUUCUGGAAGCAAAGAUGUGUACUUCUUACUGCUGGCCAAAUAGCUUCUUAACAAGGAUGAAAGAGAGGAAGACGCUGGGAGAGGAGGCGCCGUGGCUCGCGCCAGUUAGUAACGCAUCACAGCUCGCGGUCGUCGUACUACAAGUCCCAGGGAGCAACGCUCGCUUUCUCGCCUACUGCGGGCGGGAACGAGGCGCCUCGGGGCCUGACGGGAACCACCGUGGUUUGGCUGAAUGACGGAAAAGUCAUUUGAGCGGGUCUUCAUUUUUCGGAAGAGUAUCUCAAAAGCUCUUCAAACAAGGCACGGACACAGAAUCUAGAAAAUGAUAAAGAAUAAAUGAUAACGUUAUUUCCACGGGGGCCAGACCGGGAUCCACCCGAGCAAGAUGAUGGUGGUGCUACCCCAGUACAGGAUGAACGAGAUUCAGGGUCAGACGGUGAGGAUGAUGUAAAUGAGCAACACUCCGGAUCAGACACUGGAAGUGUAGAACGUCAUUCAGAGAAUGAACCUAGUGAUCGAGAAGAUGGCCUCACCAAAGGACAUCAUGUGAUAGACUCUGAGAAUGAUGAGCCCAUAAAUCUUAAUGCUAGUGACUCUGAAAGUGAGGACCUUCAUAGGCAAAAGGACAGCGACUCUGAAUCUGAGGAACGUGCAGAGCCUCCCGCAAGCGAUUCUGAAAAUGAGGAUGUCAAUCAGCACGGGAGCGACUCUGAGAGUGAAGAGACCAGGAAAUUGCCUGGGAGUGACUCUGAAAAUGAGGAGCUUCUUAAUGGGCAUGCAAGUGACUCAGAAAAUGAAGAUGUUGGGAAGCACCCCGCCAGUGAUUCUGAGAUUGAGGAGCUCCAGAAGAGUCCUGCUAGUGACUCUGAAACAGAAGAUGCUCUAAAACCUCAAAUCAGUGACUCUGAGAGUGAGGAACCCCCAAGGCACCAAGCCAGUGACUCCGAAAAUGAGGAGCCUCCCAAACCUCGAAUGAGUGAUUCUGAAAGUGAGGAGCUUCCUAAACCUCAGGUCAGUGAUUCGGAAAGUGAGGAACCCCCCAGGCACCAGGCCAGUGACUCUGAAAACGAGGAGCUUCCCAAACCUCGUAUCAGUGACUCCGAAAGUGAGGACCCUCCGAGGCACCAGGCCACUGACUCAGAAAAUGAAGAGCUUCCCAAACCCCGAAUCAGUGAUUCGGAAAGUGAGGAUCCCCCAAGGAACCAGGCCAGUGAUUCUGAAAACGAGGAGCUACCCAAACCCCGAGUCAGUGACUCUGAGAGCGAGGGGCCUCGGAAGGGACCUGCCAGUGACUCAGAAACUGAGGAUGCGUCCAGACACAAACAGAAGCCAGAGUCAGAUGAUGACAGCGACAGGGAGAAUAAGGGAGAGGAUACAGAAAUGCAGAAUGACUCCUUCCACUCAGACAGCCAUAUGGACAGAAAAAAGUUUCACAGUUCUGAUAGUGAGGAGGAAGAACCCAAAAAGCAAAAACUGGACAGUGAUGAAGAUGAGAAAGAGGGCGAGGAGGAGAAAGUAGCGAAGAGAAAGGCGGCGGUGCUUUCCGAUAGUGAGGAUGGAGAGAAAGCAUCAAAGAAGAGCCGUGUUGUCUCUGAUGCAGAUGACUCUGACAGUGAUGCUGUAUCAGACAAGUCAGGCAAAAGAGAGAAGACCAUAGCAUCUGACAGUGAGGAAGAAGCUGGGAAAGAAUUGUCUGAUAAGAAAAAUGAAGAGAAGGAUCUGUUUGGGAGUGACAGUGAGUCAGGCAAUGAAGAAGAAAAUCUUAUUGCAGACAUAUUUGGAGAAUCUGGUGAUGAAGAGGAAGAAGAAUUUACAGGUUUUAACCAAGAAGAUCUGGAAGAAGAAAAAAGUGAAACACAGGUAAAAGAAGCAGAAGAUUCAGAUUCUGAUGAUAACAUAAAGAGAGGAAAACAUAUGGACUUUCUGUCGGAUUUUGAGAUGAUGUUGCAGCGAAAAAAGAGCAUGAGUGGCAAGCGCAGACGGAACCGUGAUGGUGGCACCUUUAUUAGUGACGCAGACGACGUCGUGAGCGCCAUGAUCGUCAAGAUGAACGAAGCUGCUGAGGAAGACAGACAGUUGAACAAUCAAAAAAAGCCGGCACUGAAAAAAUUAACUUUACUGCCUACUGUAGUUAUGCACCUUAAGAAGCAGGACCUUAAAGAAACAUUCAUUGACAGCGGUGUGAUGUCUGCCAUCAAAGAAUGGCUCUCACCCCUACCAGACAGGAGCUUGCCUGCACUCAAGAUCCGGGAGGAGCUGCUGAAGAUCCUGCAAGAGCUGCCUAGUGUGAGCCAGGAGACCCUGAAGCAUAGUGGGAUUGGACGAGCAGUGAUGUAUCUCUAUAAACACCCCAAGGAAUCAAGGUCCAACAAGGACAUGGCAGGGAAAUUAAUCAAUGAGUGGUCUAGGCCUAUAUUUGGUCUUACCUCCAACUACAAAGGAAUGACAAGAGAAGAAAGGGAGCAGAGAGAUCUAGAACAGAUGCCUCAACGACGAAGAAUGAACAGCACUGGUGGUCAGACACCCAGAAGAGACCUGGAAAAGGUGCUGACAGGAGAGGAGAAGGCUCUUAGACCUGGAGAUCCUGGAUUCUGUGCCCGGGCAAGGGUCCCAAUGCCCUCAAACAAGGACUAUGUGGUCAGGCCCAAAUGGAAUGUGGAAAUGGAGUCAUCCAGGGUUUUGCUGUUACUGCUCAAUGUAAUCACACCUCGAAGAAGGAAUGAAAAACCGUGGGAUGUUGAUAAAGCUCAUAUCCUGUGGAAGAACUGCAGCGGGUCCCAGCUGAGUGGGAGAUGGGAUUCAGCAGUACUGGCCUGAUGUGCUGGAGUGGCCCAGGCAGAGGCCCACUUGCAGAGACUAUGGGAGCCUCAAGAGAAAAUCUACCAUAAGAGAAGGACCAGUCUGACAGCAAGCCCAGCUUCCCAAGAAGAUAGAAGGCUGGAGACAAGCUGCUGUCCAGUGAACACUGAGCUCUGCUAAGUGAUGGAUGCUACUGAAUAGCAGAGAACCGAAGAUGAACAAGAUAGCCUCUGCCCUUAAGAAGGUCACAGUGUGAGGAGGGAGGCAGAAUGGUGCCUAACUAUAAAUGCAGUGUGGUAGAUUUCACUGGGGACACAGCUGGAGGAGAUCGGGGAAAGCUUCGUGGAGGAGGUGCUGUCGAGUUGACUCAUGAAGGGGUUGAAGAAGCAGGCUCAGAAAGGACUGAGGUUUGGAGCUCCCACUGGUGGAGCUAAGAUUCAGACCUGGUUCUUCCUCGUUUCACAUCUCAUGCUUUAACCAUGUGCUGGGCAGACAACAAAGGAAAUCAGAGCAGAAGAAAUAAUCCAUCUCAAAAAUGGAAACUUCAUGGUGUGUAUUUAGGGAACCGCAGGAAUUCCAGGGAAGAGAUGAGGCGGGAGUCCACCUCACUCAGAAGUUGUUUUCGCAACGCUGUCUGGAGUCACAGCCUCAGUGAUCUUCCUUAUUGAUGAAAUACCACUGGAAACUUGAGUGCAGACCCAUUUUGGCCCAGCCUUCUUCUGAGUGCACAGUGCCCACCAGGAACAAAGUGUCCAGGCGACACCCAGCCAGGAGCCUCCACUUCGCAAUGGAAGCCAGCACAAAGCUUGCCGUCAGUGGGGUUCCUGGAGGAACCAGGAAACAGGGCAGAGGUAAGAGAAAGAGCCCCAGCGACUCACUGUCCUCAUCCUCCCCUUCUAUGUCAGUAUGGUCCCCGCUUCUGGUUUGGGAAGGGUGGGGAAGAACACGUUUGCCCCAAACCACACCCCAUCUCGGGCCAAGCAGGGCCGUGGCAGUAUUGCAGUGGGGAAGGAAUGAACACUCUUCAGGGUGGUCUCUUUAUCUGCUCAUGCAGGGGUCCAUCCCGAUCACUUAGAGUGGAGAACAGGAGCAAGAAUAGAAGUGGCAAGAGAGGGUGCUUUGAGGUCAUGUGACCCUGAGUCUUAUCUCCUUUCUGCGCCUAUGGGCUAUCUGGUCUAGGGCAAAAGUCACUUCACCCCCACCCCGUGAGCUUCAGUUUCCUCCUCUC
Molecule: messenger RNA, 4274 nt
Organism: Macaca mulatta (Rhesus monkey)
Lineage: Eukaryota; Metazoa; Chordata; Mammalia; Primates; Cercopithecidae
Source: RefSeq, a predicted model, not a curated record